Molecule: messenger RNA, 1914 nt
Organism: Arvicola amphibius (Eurasian water vole)
Lineage: Eukaryota; Metazoa; Chordata; Mammalia; Rodentia; Cricetidae
Product: histone-lysine N-methyltransferase SETMAR
Exons: 3
Coding region: 446-1369 (307 amino acids)
Cellular component (GO): nucleus
Molecular function (GO): protein binding; zinc ion binding; histone H3K9 methyltransferase activity
Source: RefSeq, a predicted model, not a curated record
GUUGUCUGCCUGUCUGUCUGUGGCAUGAAUGUCUCUUCUAAAAAAAUCUUUUAUAAGGACAAUGCGUCUCAGUGCUCCCCUUGAGCCUCCAACCUGUCAAUCACCAAGACCGUGAAAGCCGUGGGGAUAGAAAAUUACAUAUAUCAAGAGAAGCAGAAAGGAAAGUUUAGGUAUGUUAAAAUAGUCCACCAGAUUCAGAAACUCAGAGGCUAUCUCUACUCUAUCCAAAACUGGCUGAUUCUUCCAUGAUUGUGUGAAAAGAAGUGGGAUCCAGACCAAAAGCCUCCCUACAAUGCUGAGGAAGGAAUCGCGCUCACCCGCCACUUGUGAAAAACGAAAACUACAACUCCCAUGAGGAAGUGGGGCCGCGGAAUCCCCCAACUCCCAGCAUCCUCCCCUACGGAGACCCAAGACCGUCAGGUUAGUAGGUGGAGUGAGACUGUUAAUGUCUGCGGAAGCUGUAGAGCAGCGCUCCUUAGGGAUAGCACCAGCGGAGGAGGAAUCUGCGGCCCUGAGAGAACAAGAUGUAGCGCACGGCCUGGAGAACUUUCCCGUGAGAGUAUGGCCUCUGGGGGCGGGGCCCAGGCCUAAGCCUUUCCAGUAUACUCCCGAUCAUGUCGCUGGGCCUGGAGCAAACAUCGACCCCACACAGAUAACCUUUCCUGGGUGUGCUUGCUCCGACACUCCAUGUCUCCCUGGCACUUGCUCCUGUCUCCGCCACGAGAAUAACUAUGAGGACAGUCUGUGCCUCAGCAACAUAGGAUUGGAAGGAAAGUAUGCCAAGCCCGUUUUUGAGUGCAACGUCCUCUGCCAGUGUGGUGAGCGCUGCAGAAACAGGGUGGUCCAGCGUGGUCUGCAGUUCCGUCUCCAGGUGUUCCGAACAGACAAAAAGGGCUGGGGACUUCGGACCUUGGAAUCUAUACCCAAGGGAAGAUUCGUCUGUGAGUAUGCUGGGGAGAUUUUAGGAUUCUCUGAAGUCCAGAGAAGAAUUCACCUACAAACAGCACAUGACCCAAAUUACAUCAUCGCCAUCAGAGAGCAUAUUUAUAAUGGGCAGGUCAUGGAAACUUUUGUCGACCCUACCUACAUAGGAAAUAUUGGAAGAUUCCUGAAUCAUUCUUGUGAGCCAAACCUGUUGAUGAUUCCUGUCCGAAUUGACUCAAUGGUACCUAAGCUGGCACUUUUUGCAGCCAAAGCUAUUUUGCCAGGAGAAGAACUCUCUUAUGACUAUUCAGGAAGAUUCCUUAACCACAUAAGCAGUGAAGACAAAGAAAGGAUAGAUCCUGAACAACUAAGAAAACCUUGUUACUGUGGCGCCUCAUCAUGUGCCACCUUCCUGCCCUAUGACAGUUCACUAUACUGCCCCUAGAAAAACCAGACACCAGUUAGGAAGGGAGGUCCUACCUACCAGCCUCUCUGGGGACAGAACCAGAGGAAGUCAAGCAUUAAGUGCUUCAACUGCAUCCUGCUUCCUCUCUGGUGAACAGCCUACCCCCAAGGGAAGGUUACCUUGUAGUCAGUGUCUUGCUCAUCCCAGUAAGAAAGACCAGGGGUUGCCCAGCCCUGCCCCUGCCAGGCUGCCUAAAUGCAGUUCAAGACUGUGGCCCAGACUAUAAAACGUCCAGCUGUACCCAUUCUCCAGAAUACUUACCUUUAUAGAUGACUCCUUGGGUGUCAUUUCUUCUUGGAAACCAGAAUUUAGACUUGAUUAUUGAAAUUGGAGUAGCCAUCCAGAAUCCAAGUUGACCCUGGGAAAGGGUCACACUGAGCAAAUCAACAAGAGAUCUGGAAGUAUAGAAAAUGCUGCUUGUCCUGAUCUGUUGCCUCUGGAAUUGUAUAUGAGAAGCCUACAAUACUAAAGCCACUGUUGCCUUGCAUUUGAGCAAAGCUUAUGAUUCAAGACCUCAGCCUUGC